This is a messenger RNA of Periconia digitata, 2535 nucleotides long. NCBI's taxonomy places the organism in Eukaryota, Fungi, Ascomycota, Dothideomycetes, Pleosporales, Periconiaceae. The record is from the annotation of a GenBank genome assembly.
ACCGUGAUUGAGACCAGAUUUGUAGUAGGAGAGAGGCCACCUUCUUCCGGACGAAAACACCAUAUACACGGUAGACACAACAGCGGUUCGACGUCCUCGGGUUGCUCGGACGUCACGAUGCCCAAGGAAGUGUCUUUGCCGACGCGCAAAAAGAUGCGCAAGGGGACUCAUAGUUGCUUCGAGUGCCGUCGUCGUAAGAUCAGAUGUAUAUUCCCACCGGACAAUUCAGACGUCUGUUCUGAAUGUUUCGCGCGGGGGAGUCGCUGCGUGGACCAAGAAAAUGCCGACCCCGACAUAGUCGUCGACCACAGGAAGAAUCUUCGUGAACGCGUAUCCCGGCUCGAGGCUCUUGUCGACUCGUUGCUCGAAGAAAAGACAGAGAAGAGUGUUUCCGACGUCACUUCCAUAUCAUCCAAACCACCCAACCCCAUCAACAAAGAUGCAUAUCCACCCACUCCCCUCUCGUCGAAAGCAUCCUCGGCAAUAGUUCAAGAUGCACAGAGAUCGCAACUCGACCAGGGGCAUCACGUUCCCAUCUUGUCCGUCUUUGAAGCUGCUCUCAACGAUGCGGAAGAGCGUAUCAAAGCAAGAAUGGGGCCUCCUCGUCAAGGAUCCACUCCCAAACCGGCUGACGUAGAAGAUGAUCGCUUCACUGUAAGCUACAAGAAUGAAAGUGAUGUCAUGGACGGCUCGUCACAACGUCAGAUGGCGAAGAAGGAGCAAGCACGUCAGGCACUCCUCGCCAUGCUUCCACCUCAGCCUCAGCUUAACAACAUAUUGAAUAGUAAUAGUGACUGGUGGGCGACAUGGCGGCGUAAAUGUAGCGGCACGUGCUCGGCGCAAAACGAGACGCUCGCUCAAUUCGCCAGCAAAGCCCUGAAUGGAGGGAACAUCGCUGCUCUAGGAACCGUUGUUCUUGGGGUUGGCAUAUGUUUCGAUGAAGAGCGUGAAGUGGAUAAAUACCUAGACGCUGUUGAUCGGUGGGUGCUCGCCGAUGAUGAAUACGCCGCGACUCUAGAGGGUAUGGAACUCCUGAUUUUGAAGGCGAAAUGGUUCGCCGAUGUAGGCCAGCCCCGACGGGCCUGGUUGGCGUACAGAAAGGGGCUGAUGUAUACGCAACUCAUGGGUCUCCAUCGCAAGCGGACCAACUCGGCAGCUCACGAGUCAAUUUGGUGGAGCCUUUACCAUGGUGAUCGGUUUCUCUCCCUCCUUUUGGGUCUUCCAUACGGGAUCCUUGACGCUCAUUGUGAUCUCACCCUCCCCGAAAUAUCUACAGACGGACCCUAUAUCCCACCUUUGGUCUUCAUGAAUCGUGUCAGCACUCUGGCCGGCAAAGUCAUUGAUCGCAAUCAAGGUGUCCAUCAACAAUCUUUUGCAUGGGCCCUCCAGAUUGAUCAAGAACUAGAAGAUCUGUACAAACAACUCGAUCCAGAAUGGCUCGAAUACUCUGCCCUGCUCGCUGAUGUCGAGAAAAAUGCCGCAGACAUUCACGAAAAGAUCAUGACCCAAGUGGUAUACAACCAAAUUCGCGUUCACCUACAUCUUCCCUUCAUGCUGAAGUCUCAAACAAAUACUCGCUUCAGUUACUCUCGAACCGCUUGUCUUUCUGGCUCCCGGGAAGUUCUACGCCUCUAUCAAGCCCUGAGGGCUGGAGUCGUACAGCCUUUAUACGAAUGCAAAGCCGUUGACUUUAUCGGCUUCACCUCCGCGGUACUAGUGAUGCUCGGUAUCUUCAAUUACGGUGCGCAUAGCUCAGUUGUCUCCCUAAAGGAAAAGGAGGAAGAUAUCCGCUUGAUAGAAAUCAGCAUCGACAUUUUCCGGCGAGCUUCAUCCGAAAAAGGAGGGAAGGUUGCAAUGCAAAGUGGUGAUGUGCUCGAAAAAAUGCUACAAAAAUACCGGGCCGAACAAGCAGGACAAAUAGACAAUGACCCAGAUUGUCACGGGCCUGACAAGAUGGAGUUUGUCAUCCCUUAUUUUGGAACCAUCUCUAUCCAGAGAGGUGGGAAAUCAGCCACUUUUGACGACACUCCCGAGAAGGUAGCGGCUAGGAAAGCUACUGCCGCACACGCAACAGCAACCCGCCCCAAUCCGCAGCUGACACCUGCAUCGGACACUGCGUCCAGUGUAGACUUCUUCUCGCGGUCUACCACUUCGAACCCCGGCCUGACCACACCCUCCACAAAUCCUACGUCGAGCGCAUCGCCUUUGCAAGGCCAGCAAUCUGGAUUCGGCGAUCCAUUCGUGUCUUACGACGGGUUCUACAACUGGGACACGGCACUGGACACACCCAGCGUAACAGAGGCCGGCACUGCCACUGGAUCACAAAUCAACAACGAUUCCCUCAGCAACUUCCCGCUCCCUACCAACAACUUUUCGUGGCAGAACAUGCCGAUGGAUAUUGACCAGGACUGGAGUUGGUUCUUGAAUGAUGGGGGAAUGAACGUUGGAGGAGGUGGAGGUGCCCCCGUGGCGAACAAUAACAAUCAAGCGGUGAGCGACAUGUUUGCUCAACAAGCAUUCUCUGGAUUUGGAUAG